Pongo pygmaeus (Bornean orangutan) is the source of this 5596-nucleotide messenger RNA. RefSeq names its product vesicle associated membrane protein 4 (gene VAMP4). Gene Ontology annotation, cellular component: membrane; SNARE complex; trans-Golgi network. The record is from RefSeq and is a predicted model, not a curated record. NCBI's taxonomy places the organism in Eukaryota, Metazoa, Chordata, Mammalia, Primates, Hominidae. Gene Ontology annotation, biological process: vesicle-mediated transport; SNARE complex assembly; Golgi ribbon formation. The coding region runs from base 662 to 1087 and encodes 141 amino acids. The transcript has 8 exons.
AUUCUGUAAACAGGGGAUCAAACAGAUCUCCUUUCUUCAGAAAAGGCCCCAGACGAACCCGAAGCAGGUCCUCGAGCUGCGAGCCACCCUCCACUUGCCACUCAACGUAGUCAGCCAGAGGGACGGAUGUGGCACACAGCACCGCCUUCUUUCUAAACGCCUCAUCACCCUAGCCACGCACCCCGGCGCGGCGCCCCGUCCCGAGCGGUUCUCGGAAGUUUCCCACUCCUCCCCUAAUCACCCUCCACGCACGCCGGAUCGCGACCGGAACGUGGAGAACCAGUGGUUGUUCCUCCCCUAAAGCACAGCAUAAAUUUGGAGAGAUGCAUCUAAACUGCCUGUGGGUCCGGGCUCUUUUAGGUGAAGAGCGCACGGCGGAUCGACUUCUUCGAUUAUCUCCGUGCCCUGGACCCGCCCCCUCCGCCUGGCGCCAGGCCGCUGAGCGCCGAUCGGCUCGAUGAGCGGAGGCGCUGCUGCGGCGCUGCGGCCGACGCCGGGUCCGCACCAGCUGUCUCCCCCUCCCAGCUUUUUACCUCGGCUUCCCACUCCUUCCCCCGCCCGCCCAGCACCGCCAGCCCGGGAAAGCUGCCGGGAGUUCCCCGGGAGCCUCAGGUGGUGACUGUCCUGUUGAGAAGCAAAAGAUACUUCACAAGUAGAAAAUAUGCCUCCCAAGUUUAAGCGCCACCUCAAUGAUGAUGAUGUCACGGGUUCUGUGAAAAGUGAAAGGAGAAAUCUUUUGGAAGAUGAUUCAGAUGAAGAAGAGGACUUUUUUCUAAGGGGACCAUCUGGACCAAGAUUUGGACCUAGAAAUGACAAAAUUAAGCAUGUUCAGAAUCAAGUGGAUGAAGUUAUUGAUGUCAUGCAAGAAAAUAUUACAAAGGUAAUUGAGAGAGGGGAGAGACUAGAUGAACUACAGGACAAAUCAGAAAGCUUAUCGGAUAAUGCAACAGCUUUUAGCAACAGAUCCAAACAACUUCGAAGGCAAAUGUGGUGGCGUGGAUGCAAAAUAAAAGCCAUCAUGGCUUUGGUUGCUGCUAUCCUUUUGCUAGUGAUUAUCAUUCUUAUAGUCAUGAAAUACCGUACUUGAUUUGAUGACAGAGAUCUUCAUUAAACAAGAUCUGGGACAGUAAUAAAAGAUUGCUGCAUAAUUUAAAUGAAACCUAUGUGUAUAUAACUUUCAAAACUUCUUUUUCAAGAAACUAAGAGGCAAGUAUCACUUCAAAUUGGAACGUUGAGAAUGUCCAAUUAUCUUCUCCCCUUCUAACAAAAUGUUCUUUUAAUAAUUAUGUUUAAGGCAAAGAGAACUAGCCUCUAUUUUUCCAUAUUUCAAGGAUCUAAUUUGAAACUAGAUACUUGCCAGUUCAUUAUUUGUGUAUAUAGUUAAACACUGAUUAUAAUAUUUCAUACUAAUAUUUUAAUGGCAUAAGGACUUGCAUUAUUGCAUUAGGGAGCGGGUCAUGCUGGGGGUCAGGAAGCCUGUGUAGAGUACCAAAUUAUAUGCUGAAAGAGAUGCAUAACCAUUCUGUCAAUAUUUGCAGAAAUAUAGUUCCUUUCAUAUUACAGUUGUUUUGCAAGCAAUUUCCACAUUUAUAGGUGUAACAAAAGCUAAAUGUUGUAAAUGUUGUUGCCUUCAGCUAUAACUAAAAACAUUCCAGUAAAUAUAUUUUUGACUGUGUAAGAGAAUGUGUAGUAAUUUUUUUGGCAUUUGGAUUAUGGAAAUGGAAAUUUUUAAACAGUGUGAAAAAACAUGGUAUGGCACCAUAAAACUGGAGAUAAUAAAGUUAUUGAAGAGUGUCAUUGGAGUAUUUGAAAAUGACCAAUAUAUAGCUGCCGGUCAUGGUCCAGUCUGUUUUCAGUUAAACUCCAAUAAAGAGAGACCAGUCAGUCCUAAUGUGAGUAAAUGAAAUUUACAGGUAACUUACUCCUUAAUUUUAUUUUAGUUAAUAGCCUCUAACUUCCAACUAUCUCAUUUACCAAAAGUACAAAAAGUAGCAAAACCAUCUAUUAAUACUUUGAAUUUUAUAUCUUUGCAUUUCGUGUUCAUCCUUGAGGAGAUGUAUGUUGCAUAAUCAAAUUUUGCAUCAGCCAACAGUAAUGAGUAGUAGAAAGUCAGGAACCUAGGUAUAUAUAUGUGUGUGUGUGUGUGUGUGUGUGUAUAUAUAUAUAUAUAUAUAUAUUUGUAUAUAUAUAUGUGUAUAUAUGUACAUAUAUGUAUAGAUAUGUAUAUAUGUAUAUAUAGAUAUGUAGAUAUGUAUAUAUGUAUAUAUAGAUAUGUAGAUAUGUAUAUAUGUAUAUAUAGAUAUGUAUAUAUGUAUAUAUAUAUACACACACACACACACAUAUAUACAUACAUACAUACAUAUGAUAAUCAGUCAGUCGGUAACCAAAUGCUAGAGAGUGACCAUUAACCUAAGCCUGUUUUUAUAAUGAAAAAAUGUGUUAACUUUAAAAUAUGCCAACCUCCUUGUGUCUUUUAAACAAGUCAGAGUGAAAAUACAUUGUCCCCUAAGGUGUGGGGAGAGGAAGCUUUAUAAUAAAAUUAGUGAUUCUGCAGAAACUUGUGCACUGGAUAUCUUGAGAAUAUGAAUAUAAAACUCCCUAAAUUAAAAAUAGGGUUAAUAGAAAUUACCAGUAUUUAAAUAGGGAAAAAUGAUUUUAUGUUUAUUUUAUUUAGGUUUUAUUUAUUUCUUUGGUCAUCUUAAUGCAAAAUGAAUAAAGCAUAGAAUCUGGGUUUGUCUGUUUUUAAAAUUCUACAAGAUUAUUACUAGGAGGCAAAAAAUGCUGUUUAGAAUGGAAAGAAAUUUGAAGAGAGAAAGCAGACUGAGACACUCAAGACAGCUGCAAGUUAUCUAAGAAGAUCUAAAUAGAAUUACUAAAUUUUAUAGUUUGCUUAGAGCAUUUAGAAGGAGAUAAAGGUCUUACAUACUAUAGUGUAUUGUCUCUGGUCUCUAUGCUCUUUGUAAAUGUCAAUUAAUGUAAACAGCAUCUGAACUGCUAAUAAAUCUUUUAAGAUACCCAGAAAAAUGAGCAUUUUUAGAAUUUCAGUAGCUAAUAAUUCAGGAAUGGAAAUAUUUUAACUGAAUGGACAGAAUCAGUCCUAACAUUUGUAUGUAUGUCCUUUAUUUGAAUUGGAACUAGGCUCAUAAGUGGUUAAUUUUCCAUUAGUUGAUGUAGCAAUCUGGUUUCUCCAUAAUAUCUACAAGUGAAGAUGAAGAUUACUUCUCAAAAAGUAUCCAUAUUUCCAGUGUUUCUUUUAAUACAGUAUGCCACUUUUAAAUAAAUAAUUACAAAAAGUAAAAUUAUAAAAUUUUUAAAUUUAAAUAAUAAGUAACAGUAAAAUUUUUUGACAAUAUAUAUGUCACUGUCUUUGUAAUUUAAACAUAUUGCUGCCUGGGAUAUGGGUAACAGACUUAUCACUCAUAGAAUUUUGUAGUAGUGAUGGCUUGGUUUGAGUUUAUCAUUUCAUCUUUCUUGGUCUUGAUUAAUCCUGAAAUCCUUAAAAUGGCUGGCAUGGUUAUGACUUUAUUGUGGUAACCUUGGAGAUAUAAGCCCUCUUACGAUCAAAAACAGAAGAAAAAAAUAUAUUGUUCAAACUGAUGCCAGGCCUACCUUCGUUCCCUCCCUUAAUUACUUUUUUUCUCAUUCAGCUCAGAUCAUCCUGCACUUGAAAAAUGAAGUUUUACCACCAUCAAAACUAUCAUUAUUUAACAACAAGUGAAGAUCAACAGAAAAAUUCAAGUAGCUUUGCAAAUACUAGUUGAUACUCAGUGAAAUCACGUCACUAUUUUGAUGCCGAAUCCAUACCCUUGUGAUUUAUGUUUAAUUACAGAAGCCUAUUGCCUUGCAGCAAUUUUGUUGUUAUAAUACUGAUUAAUUGGUUACUCCUUCUUAUUAUAACUCAGUAAUACCUGUGGUCAUUUGGUUCCUCUAUCCUGACAAAGUUCACUGGAAAUUGCCCUCAGAUUUUAUAAACUGGGGGAUUUCUUAAUUAGAUAAAAGUUCACUACUGAAGAUGGAAUAUUAUAUAAGAUGGAGGAAGGGUAAUUAAUAGACAUGAGAUAUAGAAAUACUUUGUUAGCCCUCCUAUAGAUUGCCUAUUGUAGUCUUUCUGUGCAUUUCAAUACUCUGUAUUAGGAAAUUAUAACUUCAGCACUUUUGAUAGCAAAAAUUGGCAUCUUUCAAUUCUGUAUAGUAUGUGGCUAUCCUGUAAAUGAUAAUAUGUGUACAGACUGAGAAGGCAGGAAUAUAAAGAAAUUGAAAUCUCUCAUUGCCGGUAUACUCUAAAACAUGCUUGAUACCUUGUCAGCAUCAUUGCCCACAUUGACUCUGUAUUUACAUCUGUAUAUACACUAUGAUUAGAAAAUAUGCAAGAUAUUGUUUUUCCAUGUUAAGAACAAAUGCCAUUAGAAGAUGUCCCCUUAAUUGUAUUGUCAGAGUAUUACUAUGUCGAGGAUGACUGUUCUGUUAACCUAAUUUUGUGUUUUCACAUGGAAAUGUGAUUGGACUCCAUUUUUCUGUGAGUUGAGAGUAAGAGCAUAAGUCAGUUUGAAAGCAUUUACAAGUUUGUUUUAAAAUAUAGUGUAGUGCUUAUAUUUGUGCAGGAGAUUGCCACAAAGCAGUAGAAAGACACUGGAUUCUAAGGGCUGAAAGGUGCUCUACUUCUUGACUUGUUUUUUCCAUGUUGUAGACAAAUGACAUCAUGCUUUAGAUUGAUGUAGGGUUUAGAUCCUCUUUAAUACUUUGAGAUAGUCUUAUUCUGAUUUUUUUUUCUUCUGGAAACCAAGUAGAAUUAGGGAUGGGAACACAAAUGCAUUUAUUCUGGCCCCUGUUUUAUUCCAAGAAGCUUCUUGGAACAAAUCAGUAGGAAUUGAAAAGAAAGCAUGACCAACCCAAUUACAGGGGAUAAAUGUAAGCUUGUUAAAGUAAGCACCACACCACACCAUGUUUCUGUCUCCCCAGCACCCAGCACAGUGCUGUGAACCUUGGCAGAUGCUAGAUAAAUGUGUGUUGAAUGAAUGUGCCUAUGAAGCCACAAAGAUGCCACAUGUUAGUAUAUCAGUGAGAGGUGACUCCACAGUGCUCCCUGGAGAAGCAAUAUGAGUGACUGAAGAGUGGGGCCUUUUGCUUUUGCCUGGAUAUAGGGGUGCUCUUCUACUGUAAUUGGGUGUGGAAAAACUCUGGCUUUAUGGUAUUCCAUUAGGUUCUUUUCUUUUAAAGUAGUCUUAAAAUCAAAGUAUCCAAUAUUUUAAAGCCGCAAAGUAGAUUACAUAAUUAGCAGAGAUUUUAGUCAGUAAAAUGUUAGAAAUCAAACUAUAAGAAAAUUCAAGCCCUUUAUUUUGUGUCUUGGGUAUAUGUCAUUAUUUUAAAUUCCACACUCCCUUAUUUAAUCACUUUGGUAAGUGCCUUUGAUGUUUUGAAAUGUAUAGUGGGAGAUGAGCAAAUGUAAAUGUCAUGUGCCCUGUUCCCUAGCUUCUCAAUUCCUCAUAACCAUUUUUACCAGUGUUGCAAAGUUUAGACCUUUGUGUUAAUAUCAGAAGUAUAUUUGUAGCCCCUCCAUAGUGAACAAUGAAAUAAACUAUUUCAUAGAAAACAAAAA